AUGUCGGCAGGAAGUGGACUUCACGGUGGUAAUCCUGUGAGUACUCCAGAAAUCAAUAAGGUAAGCGUAAAGCUUCCUCCCUAUUGGGUAGAAAAGCCCAAUAUUUGGUUUUGCCAAGCCGAAACUCAGUUUACAAUCGCUGCUUCUGCAACGAAGUUCAAUUACCCGUUGGCCCGGUUUGAACCGAAAUAUGUCGAAACCAUCUGGGAUUUGGUAUCCAGUGAUGAAAAUAAUAAAUAUUCACUGGCAAAAGAACGACUCUUAACAAUUUUCAAGGAAAAUGAGGACCAUAAAAUAAAAAAAAAGUGUGGGUUGGAACUGGGCGAUAUGAAACCUAGUCAGUUAUUACGAAAAAAUGCAAAACUAUGCUGUGACCAACUUGUCGGAAUACGCUUUAAAAACAUUGUGGCUCGAUAA
Schistocerca americana (American grasshopper) is the source of this 417-nucleotide messenger RNA. RefSeq lists its product as uncharacterized. The transcript has a single exon. The record is from RefSeq and is a predicted model, not a curated record. The coding region runs from base 1 to 417 and encodes 138 amino acids. Lineage: Eukaryota; Metazoa; Arthropoda; Insecta; Orthoptera; Acrididae.